GCACCAUAGCUCAGGGUUCACGUGGAAAUAACGUUACCCUGGCUACGUCCUGAUCGGCUAGAAAACUUAAAAUGUCAACCAAAUGCAAACGGUUUUUCGCCGUCUUUCACCACAUAAAUGUUCACUGGGGAUAGCCUAGACCUGCUAAUUUAAAUGGGGUGAUAACGUAAAUAUCCAAGUUAUUUUUUUAACCAAGGUGGUGGGGGACGUUUAGCUAGCAGUUAGCGGGACGGCUAUAAAGUUUAAAGUAUUAGUUGGUCAAGCUGUAAUGUUAAGUGUGCAGCGUUAUGAUGUGGAAAACAAGAUAGGUAGGCAUCUCUAAGAAAAGCAAAUGUGCAAUUUUGUCAGCUUGCAUGAACGCGUUCAGCCUAUGCUGCACCAGAUAUUUUCAGAUGUAACUCUAACUGUUGAUUUAACAACAGUUCAACGUGGGGAUAAGGUGUCUGACGUACUUAAUGACUACCGUUUGGAGAAGUCAAAAGGCACGUGCCAUGAAUUCAAAGGCUCAUUUGAAGAAGUAGAAGAAGUUUUUUGGAAGUUAUCACCCUUAAGGAGAUCAACUGACCUCAAAUAUCAAACCCAGGACUAUCAAGAUCACAGCUCUACCCAAAAGAUAGAACCUGUGGAGGUGGUUGGAGUUGUAAUGGACUACAUUAGUCAAAAGUAUUCACAGGAACUUGAUAGAACGGUUGGGAAUAAUGUUUCUCUGCAACUGAAUGGAGCCAAAGAUAAAGUCUGUUUUCACCCUUUGGGAAACAGUACAGACAUGGCUCAACGUUGUCUUUUUGCAAGAGAGAGAUUUAUCACUUUCUAUCAGAAGAUUGCAACAGACUUGAAAGCAAGGACGUUCGAUAUUGACCCAACAUUGAAGGUGACCCAACGCAAAUACAUAGAACGUGAAUUUCCAAAGCUUAUGAUAAGCAGUAGUUCGGGCAGUUAUGCUUCAAGCAGCAUUUCAGUGACUGGCAGCUACGCAGACACAUUAAGAUUCGAGGAUUUUUUAAAGAACGGGGGUACGAUGUCUCAAAGGCCUACUACACAACACAGAUGGCAGUCACAGACCACUGUCGAUGGUGCAUCUGGGUUCUCGAUGACACAGAAUCAGCGGAAGCAAGAAGAAGAGAAUUGUCCGAUUUGUCUAGAUGCAAUAAAAGAAUCACAGAAGAAGACUUUGUCGCAGUGUAAGCACUCGUUUUGUAGAGACUGUUUAAACAAGGCCUUUGAGUCAAAGCCUGCAUGCCCAGUUUGUGGAAUACUCUAUGGUAACCUGAAGGGCACACAGCCAGAAAAUGGUACCAUGACAUUCUCAACUGUCAAAGCACCUUUACCAGGAAAUGACUCGUAUGGGUCAAUUGUCAUCAGAUACGAAAUACCAAGUGGAAUUCAAGGGGAGGAGCACCCCAAUCCGGGCCAAAGAUACGAAGGCACGAGCCGCACAGCUUUCCUCCCAGACUCCCGCGAGGGAAAGAAAGUGCUGAAGCUCCUCGAGAGGGCCUUUGAACAGAGACUCAUCUUCACCGUUGGACAGUCCUCCACCACCGGCAAGAGUAACGUUGUCACCUGGAACGACAUUCACCACAAAACAAACCGCAAUGGAGGGCCCGUCAACUAUGGUUACCCUGACCCUGAUUACCUGGACCGCGUGCAGGACGAACUGAAAGCUAAAGGAAUUUAUUAACCUCUGCUGCUUCUUCCCGGUAACCACCACACAAGCACACACAGACUGUUAUAAUGGAUCCCUAUGGUUCUGAGCAGGUGAAACUCUUUUUGGAAAGAGCUUCACUUUAAAAUGAAGUUGUAUUGACUUUAAAAUGAUUAUUCUACAAAAUAUACUGUAAGAAAAGACUCAAAAAAUGAGAAAUUGGUAUUUUAUUUUACAAAGAAAGUGGGCACAACUUCACAAUUGAAGCCUUUGUAUAGUCAUAUAUGAAACAUAGUCUACAGUUUUGGGUGUAUCUUGGGUGUAAGUUAUCUGCUUAAUUCAAGUUAUGUAGAAGUUUGUUGUAUUGUAAUACCAUUGCCAUCUCUAGUUGGGGAAAAUGGACAAUGUGAAUUUGUUUUAGGCACACAGAUAUGUCACUGUAAAUAAAGCACAGGGAAAAGACAGUUGAUUUUAAACAAAUCUGAAUUUAAUGAACAUAAACACACACGUUUGCUGCUAUAUGCAAAACAACAAAAUGGCUCAAAAAAGAAAGGGUUGAUUUGCUUUGCUAAAUAAGGAUAAGAUUGUAAAAACCUAGGACAGAGUAUUUGGCCUCCAUGUUUUGUGGCAGUAUUUACAAUAUAAAUGGUAUUGUCAUAUAUUUGCCAUGAAUAAAUUUCCAUAAGGCACCAAAGGUAAAGUCACAUACAUUUUCAAUUUGUGCAGGAGGAAAAUAAAAUCCACAAAACCAAAUAAAUGUAGCAGUCAGUUACAAUUAAAAUCAAAUAAAUAUUAAAAUUUGUGCGAUGUGGAAUUUUGAAAAUGGGAUUAGCCACUUUGUGUCACAAUAGCUGCAAAGUUCCUUUCAGUUAUAGUCCCCAAAUUACAGCAAGAAAUGAUCUUUCUCCGUUUUUUGUGUUGUUGCUUCUAACAGUACUGCAUAAGUUCAGUUCAGGUGUUCCUUCUUUGUACUCAAAUAAAAUGACCAGUGCAUUCUUUAAAAAAGCCAGUACUAUCUUUUUUAAAGCAUACUGGGGCAGGACGGAGUCAGUUAAGCUCUUCCACAUUUGGACGACCAAAUUCACCAAAAUACUAAGUCCACUCAUUUGUGUAACAUACUAAGGUUUACCAUUUUUCUCCAUUUACGAUUUAACUAAAACAAAAAAAAAAAAUAGGCUCCUAAGUAUUGAAAUUAGCAGUAGGCUACUAAUAACUAAUAAUAAAAUAAUAUAAAAUCUAUAAAUCAUGUUAGAUACUUGAUAAGCAUCAAUUAAUUUUGAUAAGCACCAAAUUUUCCAUCUAAAUACGCAGAUUAAAAGUAAAAUGCAUUUCUAUGUCUAAAGGAAAAGCCAGUGUAAGGUACGAUGAGGGGCUUUACAAAGCUGCACUGUUCUUUGAAUCCUGUGCUGAAGGGAACAUUAGCUGUCAGUGGAUGGAACACGUUUUGUAAUACAGACAUGCUGACAAUGGUAAAGUGAUGGAGUUUUGUGUGUUUGAUAUUAUAUGCACCUUAGUAAUAAAAAAUAAAUAACCUCUGUAUUCAAACAACUGGCAUUCUUAACAUGAUCUUACAUCCACAUUAAUGUACUGAUUGAAAUUGUCCCCCUUAAUUGUAUAUUUCAGUUGCCACUGUUAUUAUUCCAGGCACAUUUGACCAGUGUGAUCACACACGUCAUUUAAAAGGAUAGAUGAGUACAUGUAGCUCCCUCUGGAAGCUUGUUAUCAUAAAAACCAAGAUUGCGGGUGACUUGUGUUGUUGAACUCAGAGCCAACAGUCCUCUGGCGAUUAUUGGGAAAGGCCAAUUCUGUCACUCCAUCAUAACAGGUCUUGUAGCUGCUAUACUCAUUCUCAGUGGAUCUAGAUAUGGGUAAAAGCUAUUACUGGUCUUUCACUGGGGAAGGGAAAACUGAAUUCAUAUCAAGGCAUAAUAUGUACAUCAGGAGAAGCAAAUCUUACAGAGUAGGAGUAACAUUGAUUGAGUCUAUGACCCAAUGCUGAUUUGCAAUUAAUAUACAGUACACUGGAAUUUGUAGAUAUGAUGAAAUAAAUAGCUUUGAUACACUGGAAUUUGAAAAAUUAAAAAAAAAAAAAAGAAUUUCGAAAAUAUACAAUGAUUUGCAUUGAUUAUACACUCCAGCAUUAAGAGCUGCAUUUUUUUUAUGACCAGGUUCAAUUCUUAGCUUUAAUACAAAUAAAAAUUUAGUGUGAGUCACAAAACUUUGAAAAUGUAAUUAUUUGUUUCGAAGCAAAUCAAUUAGUUGCCUGACCUUAACAAUUCAUAUAGUCUGAAAGAUCAGAUUUAAGCUCAUUAUUGCUGUACCUAAAGAGACCAGAAUGCAUCCAAUCUCUAAAGAGAAAACCGGUGAAUUAUGGGCUAGAAAACAUUGGGGAAUUUCUGACUUGAAUAUAUAAUGUUAUUAUUAUGUGGCCAUUUAUCAACAUCUGUUUAUGAAAUUUGAAAAUUCCAUGUAAUCACAGUACAGACAAAAGGCCAUGGAAAUUCACGUAACUCUGGGCUGACAGGUAAGCCUGUAUUUAAAACACUUUUGUAAAUAAAGCAAGAAAUACAAAAGAUUGCUGAUAUCUAAAUCCCUCUUCCUUCUCAAAAACAUUUUGGGCAAUUCAGCCACUGUAACUAAGCAUACUGACAAUAGUGUGUGUGCGUGUGUAAAUUAAGUCAAGCAAGUUUUGUUUUCGUUUUCCAGAUCUCUGAAUAUGGGCGUAAAUUAUUUACAGUAUGACUGCAUUCUUUGCAUUAGAUUGAACUGGUCUUUUCAGUUAUGAUAAUAACCCUAGUGUUUCAGGUUGAUUAGGCUGAAAAGUGACUCAAUGGAAAUGUUAAUCAUAGACCAGUUGUUGCUGCCAGUGAACAGAACUUUGAACAUUUAUAUUGUUGUGGGAGAGGAACAGUCAAGCUUAUGGAAUUAGCCAGAGUCUCUCACAACUGUUUUUUUGUCUUGUCAAGAAUUAGUGAGCGCGUAUGAGAGACACACGUGAGCAACUUAAAUAUACCAAAAUAAAGACGUUAUCACCCGUUUUGAACUGUAUGUAUGGUUUACCUUGCAUCCAGUCUGGUGGCAGCCCUACUUGUCUUGUAUCUUGACUUUACUUUUGCCGUCAAAUGAAGGCUCACAUUCAAAACCCUCUGUUAAACAACACAUUAACACCAAUGUUUUUUUUAUUUUUCUUCCCAUAAACGAAGCUUAAGAUGGAAAAAGGCAUUUUCAGAUGACGAUUAAGUUGAAACAUAUAGUACAAUAAAAGUUUAAAGUGCAUUUUAACACCUUCAGUAUACAGAAAAUACAUUGUAAAUUAAAAAUGUACAACACUUAGUAAACAAGGUCUGAUGGCACCUUAUUAUACAGGAAUAGCAAAGUUACCUGCAAAGGCCCAACGUCUGCCAGAAUUCUCAAACUUUUGCCAAAGUGUAAUACCAAUUUCAAUUUUAACUACAAAAGUUAAGUAGUCCAUCUGUCAAACUGGAAGUUCCUGAAAAAUGGUAUUUUUCCUUUAUUUAUAAACAUUGCAAAAUGAUUCUUUCUAAACUGUUUGCUACAUAUUUUCCACGUAAAUACCUGUGGUCACACCAGGGGUAUAAAUAGUGUAGCUGUUAAGAUUUCAAAUGUAUGCAAAUUUGUUCAAUGUCGUUGGGUUUUGACAAAACACGUUAGAUUCACGUCUUCAGCUCAAAAGCCAGCUUUGAGACUGAAGGGGGCGUGGCCAGGCAGCGGUAUUGCAUUGGUCGUCUUCACCCGGUGGCAGUUUGAUUGCCAAUCACGCGCAGGAUCUCCCUGUAGAUACAGGCAUCUUGUGUGUUGAUGCUUGUGUCACCAACCUGUCCGUCCUCAUAA
Messenger RNA from Anguilla rostrata (American eel), 5494 nucleotides. RefSeq lists its product as uncharacterized. The record is from RefSeq and is a predicted model, not a curated record. Gene Ontology annotation, cellular component: nucleoplasm. The coding region runs from base 332 to 1678 and encodes 448 amino acids. Lineage: Eukaryota; Metazoa; Chordata; Actinopteri; Anguilliformes; Anguillidae. The transcript is spliced from 4 exons. Gene Ontology annotation, biological process: protein ubiquitination; Notch signaling pathway. Gene Ontology annotation, molecular function: ubiquitin protein ligase activity.